GGGAGACAGAGAGGAAGGAGAGUGAAGCUGGGAUAGAGACACCAGCAGGUGCUGAGGAUAGAAACAAACAGGGUGUUAAAAAAGCUAGGUAAUCAGGCAAAAGUGAAUUAAAAGAUAAAAGUGAAGAACAGAAAAUAGGCAGACAGAAACUACAAUACCAUCUUAGUUUUUCCUAAGCUAGAGCCCACUUAUUUUCAGCCACCCUCUCUGAGCUCUUUACCCUCCUUUUCUCGUACGGAUUCUCCCUCCUCCUUUUCGUCCUGUCCUCAUCUUUGACAGACAGAGCCACCAUGGACACCGGGAGCCCCAGGAAGAUUCAGUUCACCGUUCCCCUACUGGACACCCACCUGGACCCAGAGGCAUCAGAACAGAUCAGAAGACGCAGACCCACACCUGCCACUUUAGUGGCAUCCAGUGAUCAAUCAUCACCUGAAAUAGAUGAAGAUCGUCUCCCAAACCAGUUGUACAAGGCAGCCUUGAUGAACUCCCCUCGACAACGGCGAAAAGGGCAAAAGGGAACCCCUACAAUGAAAGAGCUGCAGUUUAUGGUAGAGCACCACCUGUACAGGCAGCAGCAGGGAGCCGGGGACGAGUGCUCCUCAGAGAGCUGCCUGUCGGACCGGCCCAGCCCCGACGCCUUUCCCACCGGGGAAGAGCUCCCGCAUGACGAUGAGGCCACUGCAGAGGCCUUUGAGAAACUGCGCUGUCAAAUGGAGGAGUUCUCAAGGGAGAGUCUAUUAGAAGCUGCUGGUGGACUCGAGUGCCCUCUCUCUAAGGAGGGUUGUUCCAGCGUUGCCAACGUAGCAGAUCCGUCAUCGCAACAAAACAACGCACAAGCAGACACAAAAGCAGCAGCAUCCAGUGCGAGCCAGCCUGCAGAGGAGAAGACAAAGAAAUGCAGCCUGGAGAAAGAGAAAUAGAGCACAAAGCUGCUCGAUCUGCUCAGCCAGCCGACACAAUGACAGGAGAUUGUGUCUGCAGAUACACUUUCUAGAUACAUCAGGACAUCUAUGUUCCUCUACAGUCAGGCCUUAGUUACCACCCCGAGAACAACAACAACAACAAAGGUUUCUACAUUUAUUUUGUGUCAAAAAAAAAUACUGUGUGAAUUAUUUCAUUAUAAUAUAUUUGUUUUUUAUUGCUUCCCCUGCACUAAACUAAAACUGGCGUAUUGCAUCUAAUUUAUGGGAAAGAGAGUCUUUUCCUGUUUCAGUCACACAAUCAUUAUCAUAAAUUACCACCACUCACAUGCAUAAUGUCCCCUUUAAUGUUCAAAGGCGACACAUAUUCUAUUUGCAGUCCUUUUAGACAGUUGUUAUCAUUAAUCAUCAUGUGCCAUGACUCUUGCAAUUGUUGUUACAUCUCAAAGCAAUAAAAAUGUAUUUGUACCUCAUAAAUAACUGGGACCGAAAUCAUAACGUUUAAAUUCAAAUGCAAUCUUUUAGUGACUUAGAUGCUAAAUCUUAAGUAAGUGGGUAGUACAUCUGGGUUUAUUGACACUUUAAAAUCAAAAAUAUAUAUUCACAUUUGUUUACACGACUGGGUUGGACAGCUAUAAAUACAUUCUUAAAGAACUGAAAUAAAAUUGCAUGUUAUUUUUCUGCUACAGCAUGUAGAGCUGCAACACUCAGUCAUUUCAUCGAUUGACAGAAAAUGUACGGGCAACUAUUUUCAUAAUUCAUUAAUCGUUUUCAUUCGUCUUUUUAAAGAAUAAAUGCCACAAUUCUCUGGUUCCAGCUUCUCCAGUGUGCUGGUGUCCUUAAUCUUCUACAAUUAUAAAUUAAAUAUUUUGGAGUUUUGGACUGUUGGUCCAACAAAAAAAGACAUUUACAGACGUCAUUUUGAACUCUGGGGAACACAUUUUCCACUAUUUUCUGACAUUUUAUAGACAAAAGGGUUCAUUGAUUAAUCGAGGGAAUAAUUAAAGAUUCAAUCAUGAACACAAUCGCUAGUUGUAGCCCUAACAGCAUUACAUAUCUGCUCUGUAAAUUACUUGUUGUCCUCUUUUCAACGUUGAAAAAAACAGAAGAUAAGAUAUUUUGGGGACCUUGUUGGAAACAGCCAAUCAAAUCGCUUUAUUUGAAACCAUAUUUGCAUAAAGCAGUAACCUGGCCAAACAGCAUCCUGAAACACAACACAAGAGCCACAAACUUUGAACAACAACCCACAUUAGCUUUUCUGCAAAGCUCUCCUCCACAUCUAACGCACUAACAUGAACGCACGUCCUCUCCUGCACCAGCUUGUUGAACGAGCGACCAAACUAACACUCACCGGGGAAAUGUGCGCAACCACUGUCAGUGUGCAGGCUCGAUAGCUAAAUAGCUGCUCAGCUAUGCAACAUGUAAACUUACCUGCAAAAGUCCGGUUGAUGUGUUGUGGUCCUUGUGUGUUUCUCUUCAAUACCACUGCUAACAACUACUGCUAAAAACACGCUUUGUGCAUGACAUGUAGGCUACAAUGUAAAUGUAUUUACGUUGUCUCUCCGGAAGUCACCUGCUAGCUGCUGUCAAUCAAACACAGGCACACCCCAGCUAUUGAGAGGAAAAGUAUUAGGCUACUGCUAAUAUCCCAAUUAACAACAUUAGCAUUAUUAGCAUUAUUAGUUGUUAACAUUAACAACAACAGACACUAAUAACCAGACUUUUACCAUCUUAACUGUGUGGUUGAAAAUCUCUAGAAGAAGAAGAAGAAGCAUGGGACAUUAGGGAAGGUUGUGUCUGCAGAUGCAUUUACAUAAUAUUUGACCCAAUCCUUGUCGUAAAACACUUUCCUGCAUGGCACUGAAUGUGCAGUGACUUUUCUUUACUGUGCUUCAUUUUGUAAGGGAACUAAUUCCAAAAACGCAUCAAGCAUUUAAAAUACCGGACGACAUUUAAUUUAUUCUAGUUUUGUAUGAAACAAGAACAUUAUGAAGUCUUUAUCACACUCUUACAUGUUAUUUCAUCUGUUAUUUAUGUCACUGAAGUGGCAUUAUUAUGUAGAUUAUGUGACAAUCCUUCCAUAACCUUCAUACUAAUACUUGACAUGCCUGAAAGAAUUAAAAAAUACUGAAAAAGUCAAUUAAACCCACCCGAGUAUUGAUCACAAGGAACAAGAAAGACAGUAAAAACAUUCCUGUGCAAGCUUUUGUUUUUUCCUCUGCAGUGUAUUUAUGGACCAUGUAAUGUUUGUUAAAUGGUAAUAGUGUAAUAGGUAAUUGUUCCAAUUUUACUUGAAUUGAUUGAUGAUUACGUCUGUAAUCUAAAUUUGUUUGAUACAAUAAAACGUUUAAAUUGGU
This is a messenger RNA of Cottoperca gobio, 3277 nucleotides long. RefSeq names its product protein phosphatase 1 regulatory subunit 1A-like. Gene Ontology annotation, molecular function: protein phosphatase inhibitor activity. Lineage: Eukaryota; Metazoa; Chordata; Actinopteri; Perciformes; Bovichtidae. Gene Ontology annotation, cellular component: cytoplasm. Gene Ontology annotation, biological process: intracellular signal transduction. The record is from RefSeq and is a predicted model, not a curated record.